Messenger RNA from Spinacia oleracea (spinach), 2022 nucleotides. Its product is annotated as pentatricopeptide repeat-containing protein At3g29230. Gene Ontology annotation, molecular function: RNA binding; protein binding. Gene Ontology annotation, biological process: RNA modification. The record is from RefSeq and is a predicted model, not a curated record. Lineage: Eukaryota; Viridiplantae; Streptophyta; Magnoliopsida; Caryophyllales; Amaranthaceae. The coding region runs from base 113 to 1945 and encodes 610 amino acids. The transcript has a single exon.
ACAGUUGACAGACCACGAGAGGGACAACGAUAUUAUCCAAUGGUGUAGAUUAUUCUUAUCAAUCUAUGAAUUGAUUUCUAACAAUUAGUUCAUCUAUUCCUUCUUAUGAGAGAUGACAAAACUUCAGCCACACAGCAGUUUCAUACCACCUAUGAGCUCACCCAUUAGAGCCCCAACUUGGGUCUCCACAAGAAGGCAACUCGAACUCAAAGUGUCUGAACUUCACAAAUGCUCAAACUUACCACAUUUGAAGCAAAUUCAUGCUCAAAUCUUCAAAGCUAAUCUUCAUGAUGAUCCCUUUGUUGCACCUAAAUUAGUCUCUGCUUUCUCUCUAUGCCAUCAAUUAAGGAUAGCCAUUAAUGUUUUCAACCAAGUUCAAUUUCCCAAUGUUCAUUUGUACAAUUCUCUUAUUAGAGCUCAUACCCAGAAUUCUCAACAAUCUCAAGCUUUCACUACUUUUCUUGAUAUGCUGAAAAAUGGCGUUUUCCCGGAUAAUUUCACAUACCCUUUUCUACUAAAGGCUUGUAUUGGAACUUGUUCAUUAGAAAUGGUUCAAAUGAUUCAUACUCAUAUGAUCAAAUUAGGGUUUUUUGCUGAUAUUUUUGUACCUAAUUCCUUAAUUGAUAGCUAUUGUAAGUGUGGGGUGAUUGGUGUUAGUUCUGCUAGGAAGUUGUUUAUGGUUAUGGAGGAUAGAGAUGUUGUUUCUUGGAAUUCAAUGGUUAGUGGGUUGAUUAAAGGGGGUUUGUUGGAAGAAGCUCGCCAAAUGUUUGAUGAAAUGCCUGAGAGAGAUGUUGUGAGCUGGAAUACCAUGUUGGAUGGGUAUGUCAAAGCGAGGGACAUGAAUUCUGCAUUUCAUUUGUUUGAGAAGAUGCCAGGAAGAAAUGUGGUGUCUUGGUCUACAAUGGUUUCGGGUUAUACAAAAGCAGGGGAUUUGGAUAUGGCUAGGUUAUUGUUUGAUAAGAUGCCUGUCAAAAAUUUGGUGUCUUGGACAAUAAUGAUUUCUGGGUAUGCUGAGAAGGGAUUCAUAAAGGAGGCCAUUUGUUUGUACAAUGAAAUGGAGAAUUCAGGAUUGGAGCUUGAUGAUGGGACAAUUAUUAGUAUCCUAGCUGCUUGUGCAGAGUCUGGUUUGCUUGCACUUGGGAAGAGAGUUCGUUCCUCAAUGGUGGCUGCUGGAUUUAGAUGUAGUACUGCAGUGACUAAUGCAUUGAUCGAUAUGUAUGCUAAAUGUGGGUGUGUGGAAAAAGCAUUAGCUGUAUUCCAGGGGAUGUCAGAAAGAGAUUUGGUUUCUUGGAAUACUAUUAUCCAAGGUUUAGCAAUGCAUGGAGAUGGAUUGACUGCCCUCAAACUUUUCUAUAGGAUGAAACAAGCAGGAUUUGAACCUGAUAAAAUCACUUUCAUUGGAAUCUUAUGUGCUUGCACUCACAUGGGUUAUGUUGACAGGGGUGUUGGGUAUUUCUAUUCAAUGGAAAGGGACUAUUAUAUUGUUCCCCAAAUCGAGCACUAUGGCUGUUUGAUUGAUCUAUUAGGUCGUGGUGGGCGUUUGAAAGAAGCGUUAGAGGUUGUGCAAAACAUGCCAAUGGAACCAAAUGCCGUUAUUUGGGGAACGCUCUUAGGAGCAUGCCGGUUGCAUUAUCCUGAGGAACUUGCUCAGGAGGUUUUGAAGCAUUUGGUCAAAAUGAAUCCAGCAGAGGCUGGAAAUUUGUCUAUGUUGUCUAAUAUUUUUGCUGCUGCUGGGGAUUGGGCUAAUGUAGCAAAUGUUAGACGAGCUAUGAAGAAUAUAGGAGUCCAAAAACCUUCUGGAACUAGUACUCUUGACCUGGAUGGUGAGGUUCAUGAAUUUACUGUGUUUGACAGUUCUCACCCAAAUUCAGAAGAUAUAUAUCAGAUGAUCCAUUUAUUACGACCACAACUUAAGAAACCUGGUUAUGCCCCAAGGUUAACAUAGUGAAUGAGGUCGAAGUAGCUUUAUUGUGGAGCAGAUGAUUCUCAGAGUUUUACCAUUAUGAUGUUACUGACAAUAAA